Molecule: messenger RNA, 543 nt
Organism: Trypanosoma rangeli
Lineage: Eukaryota; Euglenozoa; Kinetoplastea; Trypanosomatida; Trypanosomatidae
Exons: 1
Coding region: 1-543 (180 amino acids)
Source: RefSeq, a predicted model, not a curated record
AUGGCUCUGCGUGGUGCGCCGACUCGCCUGGGUGUACACCGCGUUGGCUAUACGCAUCCCAGCACUCUCCCUGUUCCGUGUGCCCAGCGCUGGGACCUGCGGCUGGCGCGUGCCCGCAUUUUUCAGGAGUACAUUGAGGAGAAAGCGCCGGGUGCGUGGCAGUUAGAGGACGAGCGGUCCAUGUCGCCGGAGUUCAAGACUUUUACGGGGUACCCAAUGCGGGAGAUGCGUCCGGGGUACGGCCAGAACCUUCCUGACUACAUCAUGAAGAAGCGACUACCGAACAACACACAUUAUGAAUUAUUUGCUAGACGUGAUAUCCCUAAUGAGGAUAACGCAAUGUAUGGAAAGUAUCUCUACGACAUGACCGUGCAUGGGACGUCGCUGCCGUCGACCUAUAGGAUGCACAAAGACAUCAACAAGGCCCAGCGUAACGACAGGAAACUAUCGGGGAACCGAUUCAAGGUAAUUUGUUCCUCUGGAGCAAAGAGGCCGCCUUCGGGGUGGGAGCCAAUUCCAGAUGCUGUGGAUGAGGAGGAGUAA